Molecule: messenger RNA, 2073 nt
Organism: Podospora anserina S mat+
Lineage: Eukaryota; Fungi; Ascomycota; Sordariomycetes; Sordariales; Podosporaceae
Exons: 3
Coding region: 1-2073 (690 amino acids)
Biological process (GO): protein modification process
Cellular component (GO): cytoplasm
Molecular function (GO): biotin--[biotin carboxyl-carrier protein] ligase activity
Source: RefSeq, a predicted model, not a curated record
AUGACCUCACGAAAGCUCAACAAGCUCAAUGUCUUGGUCUACACCGGCACGGGCUCAACCCUCGAGUCAGUCCGCCACUGCAUCUACUCCCUCCGCCGGCUGCUCUCCCCCAACUACGCCGUGAUCCCCAUCACAGAAACUGCCAUUCUCAAGGAGCCAUGGGCACCUACCUGCGCUCUGCUUGUUUUCCCUGGCGGUGCUGAUCUAGGGUACUGCCGUGUUCUCAACGGCCCCGGAAACCGCAAUAUCGCUCAGUAUGUCCGUCGCGGGGGGGCGUAUUUGGGCUUUUGUGCAGGUGGUUACUAUGGAAGUCAGAGGUGUGAGUUUGAGGUUGGGAAUGCGUCAAUGGAGGUUGUGGGGAGCAGGGAGUUGGGAUUUUAUCCUGGGAUUUGUAGGGGUGGUGCGUUCAAGGGGUUUGAGUAUCAUAGUGAGCGCGGGGCAAGAGCUGCUGAUGUGAGGGUGAGGAAGGAGGGAUUUGAUGGGGAUGGGGAGCUUCCGGAGGUGUUUAAAUGCUACUAUAAUGGUGGUGGUGUUUUUGUUGAUGCUGAGAAGCUUGCGGGUGAGGGGGCCGAGGUUGAUAUUUUGGCUGAGUAUGAGGGGGAUUUGGAUGUGGAAUCGGGGGAGGUAAAGGCUGCGAUGGUGUACUGCAAGGUUGGGGAGGGAGCGGCGAUUUUGACUGGGCCUCAUCCUGAGUUCGACGCCGUCAAUCUCGGCAGACACUCCGACCUGCCCGAGUAUGAGAAGCUCAUUGAGGAGCUCGCUGCAGAUGAACCAUCUAGGACAACGUUCCUCAAGGCCUGUCUAACCAAACUAGGACUGGAAGUAAGCAGAGGGACAGCCGUUCCCAGUCUUUCCAAACUUCACGUGUCCUCCAUCCAUCACAACGAAGUAGGGGAGCUCCUCCAUUCGCUCGACGACAUCAUCACAAAAGAAGACGGCGACGAGUACAUCAAAGGCGAGAACGACCUCUUCCACCUCGAAAAGCCAGAAUCCCGCUGGGACCUGACAUCCCUCAGCCGAGCCCUCCAGAGUGAGCUGGAAAGACCAAGAAUAAGCCCCAGCCGGGGCUCCCCAGACCCAACAACAAACUACAGCCACAUCCCGAAGCGCAUCGUAUCCCAUGAAACAGCCUGGCCGGAACCCAAGGAGACGCCUUACUUCAACCACGCGGUUUACUACUCCAGUCUUCGCCAAUCCCGCGAGCAAAACCCCGGGGCGGAGGAAUGGGGCGAUGUGCUCAUGUACGGCGAGGUAGUGACAAGCACAAACACCCUCCUCGAGAAAAACCACAAGCUCCUCUCCCACCUCUCCACGGGUUUCACCCUCGCAGCAACAACCCAAGUCGCUGGCCGAGGGCGCGGGUCAAAUGUUUGGGUUGCCCCGCCGGGGUCGUUGAUCAUGUCGACAGUCAUCAACCACCCUGCUCACCUCGCCAGUACCAGACCAAUAGUCUUUAUCCAAUACCUCGCCGCCAUCGCCAUCGUGGAAGCGAUCAAAACGUACGAUGUGGGCUACGAGGAUUUCCCUGUCAAAGUGAAAUGGCCCAAUGACGUCUACGUACGCGAUCCUAACAACUCUGACUCUGUCACGUAUGUCAAAGUUGCUGGGAUUUUGGCAAAUUGCAGUUACACGGCAGGGAACUACCAGGUUGUUCUGGGGAUAGGAAUUAACACGAAUAAUGCGAGACCAACUACCUCGCUUGAUGCGGUUAUCCCGCUCAUGUCGAACAAAGACAGCCUUCAACCGUUCAAAAUAGAGAGGUUGCUCGCCAGACUGUUGGCAAGGUUGGAGGUGUUGUAUGGGGAGUUUGUGAAAGGGGGUUUUAGCAAGGGGUUGGAGGAGAAGUAUUACCGGUAUUGGCUGCAUAGCAACCAGGUUGUGACUCUGGAGGCGGAAGGGGGGGUGAGGGCGAGGGUGGUGGGCAUCACGAGGGAUUGGGGGAUGUUGAAGGCGGAGGAGGUGACGGAGGGGGGGAUCAACGGGGCGUUGAGGGGGACGGGGAGGGUUUGGGCGCUGCAGAGUGAUGAGAACAGUUUUGACUUUUGGAGGGGGUUGGUGAAGAGGAAGAUUUGA